AUGUUCCCAAUGGAGGGCCUGGUGCGGAAGCUGGACCCAGAUGAGGGGAAGCGAGGGAUAUGCGACGAUGUCCUCUCCUCCAUACGUAACUUCCUCAUCUACGUGGCCCUGCGGCAAGUCACCCUGUUUAUUUUAAAGAAGUUGAGCAGCAUCUGA
Ochotona princeps (American pika) is the source of this 156-nucleotide messenger RNA. RefSeq names its product mitochondrial import receptor subunit TOM5 homolog. The coding region runs from base 1 to 156 and encodes 51 amino acids. NCBI's taxonomy places the organism in Eukaryota, Metazoa, Chordata, Mammalia, Lagomorpha, Ochotonidae. The record is from RefSeq and is a predicted model, not a curated record. The transcript has a single exon. Gene Ontology annotation, cellular component: mitochondrial outer membrane translocase complex.